Yamadazyma tenuis ATCC 10573 is the source of this 642-nucleotide messenger RNA. It is a transcript of the gene RPL18, whose product is annotated as 60S ribosomal protein eL18. Lineage: Eukaryota; Fungi; Ascomycota; Pichiomycetes; Serinales; Debaryomycetaceae. Gene Ontology annotation, cellular component: ribosome; cytosolic large ribosomal subunit. Gene Ontology annotation, molecular function: structural constituent of ribosome; RNA binding. The record is from RefSeq and is a predicted model, not a curated record. Gene Ontology annotation, biological process: translation.
AACUAAGCUCAAAUUAACUAACAAAAUGGGUAAAGAUCACUUCACCAAACAACACAAGAGAUCUGGUCACAGAGAAGCUCCAAAGUCUGACAACGUCUACUUGAAGUUGUUGGUCAAGUUAUACACCUUCUUGGCUCGUCGUACUGAUGCUGCAUUCAACAAGGUUAUCUUGAGACUGUUGUUUUUGUCCAAGAUCAACAGACCACCAGUUUCUGUUUCUAGAAUCGCCAAGGCUUUGAAGCAAACCGGUGCUGCUGAAAAGACCAUUGUUGUUGUCGGUACCGUUACCGAUGACAACAGAUUGGUCGACUUCCCAAAAGCCACCAUUGCUGCUUUGAGAUUCACCCAAUCCGCUAAGGCUUCUAUCUUGAAGGCCGGAGGUGAAGCCAUCACUUUGGAUCAAUUGGCUUUGAGAGCUCCAAAGGGUCAAAACACUUUGAUCUUGAGAGGUCCAAGAAACGCCAGAGAAGCCGUUAGACAUUUCGGUAUGGGUCCUCACAAGAACAAGGCUCCUAAGGUUCAAUCCAAGGGAAGAAAGUUCGAAAGAGCCAGAGGUAAAAGAAGAUCUAGAGGUUUCAAGGUCUAAGCAAGGUAAUCUAAUUUAUAUAGUACAAGAUAUCAUUAAUUUACGAUGUAAAAUAG